Molecule: messenger RNA, 2137 nt
Organism: Labrus mixtus (cuckoo wrasse)
Lineage: Eukaryota; Metazoa; Chordata; Actinopteri; Labriformes; Labridae
Product: hsp90 co-chaperone Cdc37
Exons: 8
Coding region: 259-1389 (376 amino acids)
Biological process (GO): protein folding; protein stabilization
Cellular component (GO): cytoplasm
Molecular function (GO): protein-folding chaperone binding; protein kinase binding; heat shock protein binding
Source: RefSeq, a predicted model, not a curated record
AAACGGAAAUUGCAGCAGCAAUUCUUCUAGAAUUUUGUAGCAGUUUGUGGCUAGCCCGCGCUGGGUGUGUGUUUCAAUUGUUUUUGCCUGAACCGAAAACAGCUGAAUUGAACGCAAGUACACAUUUCUGAAGAGUACUACGUUCUUAUGGUCUAUGUUGUUUGAUUAAGGAGCCGGUUAGCUUCGUUUAGCCCACUAACUUAGCCGAGUCAUUUUCCAAGCUAACGCUGCUUGCGUAGUUGGGUUGUUGCUGGCACUAUGUCCAGGAUAGACUACAGUGUUUGGGACCACAUUGAAGUGUCUGACGAUGAAGACGAUACCCACCCAAACAUCGACACACCCAGCCUCUUCAGAUGGAGACACCAGGCACGCGUGGACCGGAUGGAAGAAUUUCAGAAAAAGGGUGAAGAUAUGAACAAGUCCCUCCGAGAAUCCCGGCGUAAACUGGCAGAGGCACAGAAGAAGGUGCAAGAGCUGACCAUCUCCACGACGGAUGAUGCCAAGGCAGAGCUGGCCAAAGCCCAGGCUGAGGAGAAAAAAAUGAGAAAGGAGGAGAGGGAGUUGGAGAAGAAGAUGGACGAAUUCAACAGGGAAGAGAAGAAGAUGCCAUGGAAUGUGGACACACUCAGCAAGGAAGGGUUCAGCAAGAGCAUUGUUAACAUAAAUCCUGAAACUGCUGAUGAGACGGAAGAACAGAAGGAGCAAAAGCAUAAAACCUUUGUGGAGAAAAAUGAGAAGCAGAUCAAACACUUUGGUAUGAUGCGACGUUGGGAUGACAGCCAGAAGUACCUCUCUGACAACCCUCAUCUAGUAUGUGAAGAGACAGCAAACUACCUGGUCAUCAUGUGCAUUGACCUCGAGGUUGAGGAGAAACGCGCAUUGAUGGAGCAGGUGGCUCAUCAGACCAUUGUCAUGCAGUUCAUUCUGGAGUUGGCAAAAAGCCUCAAGGUGGAUCCCAGAGGCUGCUUCCGACAAUUUUUUGCUAAGAUCAAGACAGCAGAUCAGCAGUACCAAGACGCCUUUAAUGACGAGCUGGAGUCCUUCAAGGAACGGGUUCGGGGCAGAGCAAAGAUCCGCAUAGAAAAGGCCAUGAAGGAAUAUGAAGAAGAGGAGCGACAAAAGCGUAUAGGACCCGGGGGAUUAGAUCCUGUCGAAGUGUACGAGACCCUGCCAGCUGAGAUGCAGAAGUGCUUCGAUGAAAAGGACAUUGGAAUGUUACAAGAAGUGAUUAGUAAAAUGGACCCCACGGAGGCAAAGGUUCACAUGAAGAAGUGCAUAGACUCGGGUCUCUGGGUUCCCAACUCCAAGAUGGACGGUGGGGAUGAAAAAGAGGACGAUGCUACCUAUGAGGAGGUGAAACAGGAGCAGGAAGAAACUGAGAAGGAAUGACCAUCAUUGAUCCUAUAAAUUGAAAUUGCUUCUUCAAAUGUACUUUCCCACUGUAUUGCAACUCCACCCUGUGUGACUAGUUUGCCAAUUAAGGAACAAUGAAAUAACUUCUCUAAAGUAUUUAGUGGAGGCUUCAGGGUUUAGUGUUCACCAACUGCACAAGUACGUCCCGUCAACAACUGCUAUUUGGAUGAAAUGGGUGUUUUUAGGUGUUUUAUUUGUUUGGACAUUACUAAAGGUGCAUCUUUACAUUUAAUUUGUACACACCUGUUAAUUUGCUUUGGAGUUCAUGUGCACACAUACCUGAUGGCUUCAUUUGUGCUAUUGUUUAGUUGAAAUACAUUCUAUACAUUGUCAGAUUGUGCAUAUAAUUUUUCUUUUUUAUUUCCAAAUUGAAGGCUUGUGUUUGACUUUGAGGGAUUCAUGUAUUAAGAUGGUUAUUUCCUGGACAUUUUCUACAAACUUGCUUGACUAAAAGUUGAAUAAUAUCCAAUAACUGACGAUCAAAGUACUGUGGUAAUGUCUUUAUACUCGCUGUGUUGGUGUCAAUCCACACAAAUCAUCAGAUAAGAGGUCUAAUGUGUGAGGUAUAAGAGAAUCACAAGAAGAAAAAGAUCCAUGAUAGAGCAAGUGCACAUGUUCAUGGGUUUUCUAAUGAAGCAGUUGGUCAAUGAAAGUGUGACUCAGACUAUGUUGACUGUGCCUCCACUGCACUCUGAUAUAAAUAUGCUCUCCAUUGCUUUAAAAA